AUGUCCGGACGGCCCGUGCCCUAUGCCCCACACGGCCCGGCCGCCAUCAAGGCCGUACUGGCGGUCCGGUUGACACGGUGCCCGGAAGAGUGGAACGUGGAGGCCGUGGAGACACUUUGCUCCACGGCCAAGCACUCCUCUUUCCGGGCCACAGUGGAAGCCGGGUCGGCCAAAUCGCGCGUAGGCUCAAUCCAGAAGGCGUUCCGCAAGCAAUUUAAAGAGCGCUUCACAGCCGAGCUACAGACGGGAGCUCGAUGUCGCCGUGGAGACGGAUACUACUCUCAUGCUCUUGUCUGGCUAAGGAAGCCGCAGUCUCACAGCUUCCCCGAGUGUUGCAUGAGAAUUACAUCAAACCUCGCCCACCUGACGCGUGCGGUCAGCAGUCUCCUGGAACCUCCACCCGGCCCACCAGGCCCGAGCUUACUUGGACCUUCCAUGAUCUUAACCCAUGGGCAAGUUUCACUUUGCAUCCCGUGGAUAUAUUAUUGACCUUCUCAAGAAUAACAGCAAGAUGGAAUGGACAGAGUAGUGGCAGAGUGCGUGCGCCGCCUUCACCCCCACUCCGCAGAUUUUGACCUCUACCACCGCUCAGCAGAGCCGCCCUACGCUCUGUUGUUUCUCCCGUUCUGUCGCCGACUCCCGGUCUAGGCUUUUCCCGAAGUACACUAUUGGAGAAGUCCAAACAAAAGCCAGGGAGCCUCCGAGGCUUAUUGGCUUUAAAUCUUACAAAGAGGAAUCCCUUUCAUUUUCUUGCUUUGUGGACUCGGAGCCGUGGUUUGAGGAGAAGGAGAAGGGGACUACUUGUUCCGUAGGCUGUUUAUUGUGUAGCUGACAUUAAAUGGCCUGCAUACACCACACUUCCAC
Thrips palmi is the source of this 864-nucleotide messenger RNA. RefSeq lists its product as uncharacterized. The coding region runs from base 1 to 489 and encodes 162 amino acids. The record is from RefSeq and is a predicted model, not a curated record. NCBI's taxonomy places the organism in Eukaryota, Metazoa, Arthropoda, Insecta, Thysanoptera, Thripidae. The transcript has 4 exons.